GCGGCCAGAAGGUGGAGACUUUUCCCCUCGACGAGGCUGUGGGAGGUUUUACCUCAGAUGUUGAAAUUGAACUACUUUCAAAGAAAUAAGAUAUGUUUUCAGCAUUCAAAUAUUGUGCAAAAGACUAUUUAUAUGAGAAUGUAGUUAGAAAAAAGUUUUACCAAGAUGCCUUAUUGCUUCAAAUGCCUUCGUGUUUCUAUCAAGAUGAAAAUUAUGCAGGAGUCACUGAUGAUAAAUAUAGAAGGCCAUGGACAAGAGUCUCAGCGGUUUCACUUUGGGAUACAACAGACACCUCAGUCUUGGAUGAAUUGAAAGCAAGUUUUUCUGUGGAGGAUUUCCUUGAGAAAAAGACAGUUACAGGAAUGGAGACUCAGGUUAAUGAUGAGUUUGAAGAAAUUGUCCCCAGUUCAAAUCCAAACUCCCCAAAUAAUGUAGAGGAAGGCUUGUAUACUUACAAGGACUACAGUGAAGUCUUUACAGUUGACAGUUAUUUGAAGGAAUAUCCAGCACUUCAGCCUCGGAGCCAAGAUUUAUAUAUUGAUGAUGAAGAAAUAAUUUCUACAAAUGAUGUGAUGUCCUAUAAAAGUCCGCUACCAACUUUAAAUACUCCAGUGAGCAGACCAGUUUUGAAACCAAUUUUGAUAAAGGACCCCCUUUUAGAUUUCAAAGAAGCUAAUUUUUCCAGGAAAUGUUUAUCUUUUCAAGAAGAUUUAGAAAUUUCUGUGAAAGAUUUCUAUGUGGAUAAAGAAAAUAUUUACCAGGAGGAGAAACUAGAAGAUUCAGUAGGUUUGAGUGAGCUACCAACUUUUCCUUCUGAGUUUGAAUUAAUACCUACAAACCCCAAACAAGAACUGAAGGAAUCAUUAAACUUAAUGCCAGAGAAAAUAAAUUGUAUAGAUGAAAAUGAAAAACUUUUCAAAGAAGAUCUUCCUAUCAAGCAUAGAAUUGAUGUUGAAGAUACAAAAUGCAGCUCCACAGAGAUUUUAACUAUUCAAAGCUGGAGUGAAUCAGAGGGCAGUGAACCAAGAGAGUCAGAAAGAGCACUAACUCAUCUCCACCAAACAAGCCAACAUUCCCCAGUAAAUUCAUUAUGUCUAGAACUUCAGACAUUUUCAUUUUCUCCAGUCUCCUUGCAUACAAGACUUCAGACAAUUCCAUUUUCUUCUCUUAGAAAAAUUAGCUUGCUUACUGCUAAAGAAUCAGCUAAUAAACGCUGUAUGGUGUGGCAGUUAGAAAGCUGCAGAAUUUCCUUGAACUCAUUUUGGCUUAAAGUGCCAAGAAUUCAAGAGCUCAACAGCCAAUAUUCAGUUACAGAACUGAAAAAGAUAUUUUCUAUUGAAGAAAAAAGGCUUGUGGUUAAUUCUGUAAAAGCAAAGUGGUGGAAAAAAGCAGGACCAAAUCCAAUAAGAAGAGAAACUUUGGAAUUUCUAAAUACAUAUUUGUGUCCUGGUGAUCUGUCUUCUAAUAACACUAAAAUGGAGAAGUUUUUGCCUACAAAAGCACUUCCAUUAGAAUUUUGUCUAGAACAGAAAGGUUCCUCACCUGUUGUACUUACUAAUGAGAAAUCUACACAUGAUCGCUUACCACUUCCACAAGGGAGUCCAUCUCCUACAAACGAAGUAGCAGAUAUGUGUUUAUAUGAUGAAUGUAACUCUGUUGAAAGACCAAAAAUUGAAGAAAAACUAAAUGACCAAGAAAUAGCUGACAGAAUAAUCCAAAAGAAAGAAACUAAAGAUCACCUUGAACUUGACUACACAGUACCACUUGUUGAAUCAUCUACCUCUUCAAGAAUUAAAAAAGCAUGUUUUGAACAUAGUAAAAACCAGGAGAAUGAUUUGGAUCUUUUGAGCAACUUUAUUAUGCUGCGAAAUAAAUAUCAGACUUGUAUCUCAAAGACUGAAGUGAUAGACCAUGGUAAAAAAGAUGAAUUUCAAAAUCAAGAAGAAUUGACUCAUAAAGACGAAAUUCCUGUUGUGUCUACUAACAAAACUCUAGAGAAAAUGAAUCAGGAAAGAGGAGCAGAUAACAUCAUUGAAAUUCAAGCAUCAGCAAGUCAGUGCCAAGCAUACUGUUUCCUAGAAGCAUCAGCUACUCCUAUCUUAAAAAAACUUGUAUGCCUCUGUACUCUCCCUGCUGCUAAUUGGAAAUUUGCCACUGUUACUUUUGACCAAACGAGAUUCUUCUUAAAGGAACAAGAAAAAUUAAUCAAUGAUGCUAUUCACUUAGGUACAAAUGAUGAAAGAGAAAUAACAUUCAAGCACGCUGGUCUUUUACACCUUCUGGUAACGAUUAGAGAUGUCCUUUUAACAUGCAACUUAGACACAGCACUGGGGUAUUUGUCAAGUGCAAAAGAUGUCUACGAAAGCUUUUUAGGCUCCUAUUUGAAUGAUAUUUGGAGACAGCUGAAGAUUGUACAGUUCAUUAAGGGAAAAAAGCAUGAAUCCAACCAUAAAGUACAAGGAUUGCAACACCAGAUACUAAGUUGGAUGCAAAGUCAACAGCAAAUUAAGGUGCUGGUUAUAAUAAGAAUGGACUCAGAUGGCGAAAGACAUUUACUCAUUAAAACUCUUAACAAAAUAGAAGGUUUAAAAUUGACUGUCUUUUAUUCAAGUAAAAAAAAAGAUCUUCUGGAAUCUCAAGGUGUUUUAAAUGGUACAAGUUCCUGUGUAAUUGUACAUAAUCAAAAUAUUGGAGCAGAUUUUCCCUGGAAUAAUUUCUCAUUUGUGGUGGAGUACAAUUACGUGGAACACUCUUGUUGGACUAUGCACUGCGAAAAGAUGAAUAUUCCUUACGUUGCCCUCAAAGUGAUUCUUCCAGACACAGUUUUAAAAAGAACCACCUUGCUGGAUAAAUUUGGUGGUUUUCUUUUGGAAAUUCAGAUUCCAUAUGUGUUUUUUGCAUCUGAAGGGCUUCUUAAUACUCCACAAAUACUUCAGCUGCUAGAAUCUAAAUACGAUAUCACACUGGUGGAGAGAUGCUGCAGUCCAACACUCAAACUCUUUGGAAGUACGGAGCACUAUGUAGUGCUGACAAUUGAUGAACACACUACUAUAAUUUUGCAGGACCUAGAAGAACUGAAUUAUGAGAAGACGUCAGAUAAUAUAAUUAUGAGAUUGAUGGCAUUAUCGUUCCAGUACAACUAUUGUUGGAUAAUAUUAUAUACCAAAGAAACAUUAAAUUCAGGGUACCAUCUUACAGAAAAAACACUUCAUCACCUAGCACUGAUUUAUGCAGCUUUGGGCUCCUCUGGGCUUAAAUCUGAAGAACUGGAUGUAAAGCUUAUGAUUGCCCCAGGAGUAGAGGAGACUGCAUUGCUAAUUCGACAAAUUGCUGAUCAUAAUUUAAUGGCCUCAAAGAGAGAUCCUCAUGAAUGGUUGGAUAAAUCCUGGGUUGAAGUUUCAUCAUCAAAGGAAGAAAUGUACUUACUUGAUUUUCCAUGUAUUAACCCAUUGGUGGCUCAGCUCAUGUUAAAUAAAGAGCCUUCAUUGAAUCAGCUCUUCUUAGCAACUUCCGGUCAACUUCAGGAACUCUUACCUGAAGUUCCAGAAAAAGUAUUGAAGCAUUUUUGUAGCAUCACUUCCUUAUUCAAGAUUAGUUCUUCCUCCACAACAAAAUCACCUCAAACUUUAUCACUCCAGGAAGAAAGGAAUCAGACUAGUACCUUUAUUUCUCAGAGUUCAGCUUCUGGCUCUUCAGAGUCUGUCAUCCAAGGACAUAAUGACUACUACUCCUACUCAGACUUAGGAGAGACAGCACAAGAAGACACAAAUACCACUUCAAAUUAUAACUCUUCUUUUGUGGAACUAAGAAAAAUGCAGAGCUUUUUACCAUCUGUGACUUCCUACAAUCAGACCAACUACUGGAAAGACUUCUGUUCUAGCCCUAAUACAGUGCAAAACAAUCCUUUUCUAAUUAAUACAGAAUCAAACAAAGCAGCUUGUAACUCUUUUCCAAAGCAGAAUGAUUCAGAGUCGGAUGUCUUUUCUUUGGGCCUAAAACAAAUACACUGUGAAACCAUAAAAUCAGUUGGUACUCAGAGAAGAACUGGCCCUAAUUUUAUAUAUUACCAGAAGAAGGGAACAUGUAUAUCAAAAGGAACUACAAACAAACAACUGUCUCCUCCUGUCUUUUCACUAGAGGGCCCUCAAUCUCCUCUUCAUUGGAACUUUAAGGAAAAUAUACGUGAAAAACAGAAUCACUCAUUCAAUUUAAAAUACAGAGCAGAGCAGACCACCAAUGACAAAUGGUACUCUCAGAAAGACAAUUUAUUCACUAAUCAGCAAAUGUAUCUGUCAGAUGAAUUAAAAGGUUUCACAUGUGAAAGUUCAACUCGUGAGACUAAAGAGACUUUCUGGGAAGAAUUACCAUCUGUUCCCAGUUUGAAUAUAUCCAGUGCUUCUGACUGUUAUGUAAACCAAAAAGAACUGGACAGCUUUUAUUUUUACAAAAGGGGUGAAAAAUGUUUAGGACACAAAAGGCACCCUGAAUCUGCAUCCAACUCAGGAAACAAGGAAUCAUUAACAGGUGUAACGUACUCACAACUACCACAACUCAAAAAACGGCGUCUAAUGUAUGAAAAGGUCCCUGGAAGAGCUGAUGGACAAACUCGGCUGAAAUUUCUUUGAAAGCGGGAAAGAACAGCAUUUUAUGCUAUAUUCACUGCUUUUCAUGAUAAUCCAGUAACAGAAUUGGAUUUUACAUUAAAGAAUAUGCAAUUAUUUUCACAUGUUCUCAAUAUUUUGAUGAUAUAUUCUGUACUAUAGCUUAAAUCUUUGGACAUUAAAUAUUCUGAUUUAUGAGUUAUUAUAAUUAUAACUAGAUUCAGAAUAUCUUCCAGAGUCACCUAAAUAUUGCAAGCCUUUUAUAAUUGCAAAGCUGUUUACAAUGUAAGCCAUCAGUCUUACAAGUGAAUCAAGUGAAGAUCACCAGAGUCAAUAUUCCAACACCAAAAAAC
Fukomys damarensis (Damara mole-rat) is the source of this 4954-nucleotide messenger RNA. RefSeq names its product shortage in chiasmata 1 (gene Shoc1). Gene Ontology annotation, cellular component: condensed nuclear chromosome. The record is from RefSeq and is a predicted model, not a curated record. Gene Ontology annotation, molecular function: ATP hydrolysis activity; single-stranded DNA binding. The transcript is spliced from 28 exons. Gene Ontology annotation, biological process: resolution of meiotic recombination intermediates. The coding region runs from base 93 to 4625 and encodes 1510 amino acids. Lineage: Eukaryota; Metazoa; Chordata; Mammalia; Rodentia; Bathyergidae.